Stylonychia lemnae is the source of this 1584-nucleotide messenger RNA. NCBI's taxonomy places the organism in Eukaryota, Ciliophora, Spirotrichea, Sporadotrichida, Oxytrichidae. The record is from the annotation of a GenBank genome assembly.
AUGGAAUCUGAGAAGCCAGCCAACCAAAACUUGAAGAAAAUCCACAGACUUAUACAGCUCAAGAUAGAAUCAGUAUGUUCGCAGGCUCUAAUGGAUAGCAAUUACUGUUUGUUAAAAAAAGAAAAGAGUCUUAACCUCAUCCCGUCUGCUAUGAAGACCUUUUUGGAAAACAAAAGACUCCCACUAACUAGUUCACCAUUGCUAAAUGCAUAAAUGAUGUAUCCCACAAACUUACAGCAUUACUAGAAAGCUAAAAUGAGCAUGCAAGUAUCAUCAAAUAAUAACCCCUUUCGCAAGUAAGAUAGUUAAGGAGCCCCUGGUACACCUUUCAGAAAAUCUUCAUAUCAAAGUGAAACAGUUAUGUCAUAGAACAACAUAAAUAACGUCAUUUAAAACAAUUAAAGUAACAAUAGAUCUCCAGACUAGUUUCGCGCAACAUUCACUUCUUCCCAGCUUUAAACAAAAAGAGAGAGUGAUGAGGAGUACAUUCCUCAUGUGAAUCAAUACUAUCAUUAAAGAGUUAUUGAAAAGUAAGAUCGCUCAGAAUAUUACUAUAAUAAGAUGCAGUAAUCCCCUCCAUUAGAUAGGCUGACAAAGAAAAUUCUAUAGUCUUAAGCAAGGAAUAGUGCAUUAGAGAGCCAAAAAAUGUACCUCAGUGUGUAGAAGAAGAAUGAGCCAAGACUUUUGAGUUCAUAGCAGAUUAGGGAUAAAGAAAUUCUUGAUUUGUAAAACGAUGAUGAAUCCAAUGAAAGAGAUGACGAAGUUAAAUCUAUUACUGAAUAGGAAGAUCUGUAAAUUUCAAAUAUCAAACAUGAUACCAACACAUUCUAUGAAUAUGGACCCAAAGAAGAAAUGAAAAGAUUUAAAUAUUAGCCUCAGGUGAUUAAACCUACAAAACGAUCUAAAGUCAAACUUUACACUGAUUAACAAUAGUUUGAUAUUAGAGAUUCAAGAUUUUUCAGUAGUCGUGGAAAAUCUUCCCAAGUUAAUAGCAGAGUUGUCAGUUAUCAAUUUGCUAAAAGAGAGGAGAGCAUGCAAAGAUAAUUUAGAGUAACAACCCCAUUUGCCUCAACUAAUAUUGACCUUGAUAACUAGAACUACAAUAAAACUUAGUAGGUUGGUUACAGAUCUCCUGAUAUGUUGAAUAGAGAUAAUUUAGCAGAUACGAAUAUUUUACUGAAAAAUAAAAAGAGAUAUCAAAAGAAGAUGGCAAUUAAAAGAAGAGAAUAAAUGAAUUUGAUUAAUCAAGCAGACUUGCUGUUAAGCAAAAAGGAUUCCUUUGCAGAGAUGCUGGAUUCCUUCUCUAAAAAAGAAAAGAUAUCUAAGUCGAAGGAUAUUGACAAUGAAUUCUUGUAAUUCAUAGCCAAGAGUAAAGCAAUUCCAACAAAGUUCAAUUCAACAUACAAUGAAAAGAUAUAUCUAUUCUAGAAGGUAGAAGAUUAAAAUGACUCUAAGAUCUUGUUUAAGGAUAGCGAGGAAGGGUCAUCAAGUAAUGUGAAGAGUAAAUAUUAUAAGCAAAUAGCUGAAUGCCAUAGUUUUAUUAGAGAUGCUUUGAAUGCUAAGACUAAGGAAAAACCUAAAUGA